UUUCCUUUCAAAUCAAGUUAUCCCUUCAUAACCCAAUCAAACAUAUCAUCAUCAUAAUCAUCAAAAUUGUCAACUUAAACCUGCAAGUUAAAGUUAAACUAAAAUCUCAGUUCAAACUCAUCUCAACAUGAAAAGAGGAAAAAAUGCCGAAAAACUGUUGAAAAGUUGCUUUUAAACUAAACUCAAACAGUUGAUCAAUGAAAUGAUAAAUGUAACCCAAGAAUUGGAUUAAACUGUGCAAUUUGAAAACCAAAAAACUACAAAAGAUGAAAGUGCUAAUUGUUACAAUUGAAAAUUAAAAUUAGUAGAAAAAUAAUUUUCCCAAUUUCAUUGAAAACCAAAAAGGCGCAUCAAUGAGUGACUCUUUGAUCGGAGUUUUCAAAGUCUUUGGUCGGCGUAAAAUCGCUUUCCAGGAAGGAACCGAUGCACGAAUGACUCGAAGUCUAUUCAUCAUUGACAUAACAUGUUUAGGAUUAUCAACAACAUUAGGAACCGGCAUCUUCACCUUACUUGCUCAUGCUGCCAAACAUGAAACUGGACCUUCAGUGGUUCUCAGCUUUUUGAUAGCAGCAGUUGCUUCAUGUCUUGGAGGUCUUUGCUAUUCAGAGCUUUCAAGUCGUUUCCCUGAAGGUGGUCCAAGCUAUGUUUACCUUUAUGCUACUCUUGGUGAGAUUUGGGCAUUUCUCGUUGCCUGGUCAAUGAUAUUUGAAUAUGUAAUUGCAAGCUCAUUGGCUGCUAAAUCGUUAACCUCCUACUUGGACAAUGUAACUAAUGGUUCAUUGGUCAACCUUUUUCAUAUUCAAACUCAAUCUCUUCAAUUUUUACCCGGUUUUGAGGAUCAUUACCUUGACUUGCUUUCCGCAUUAAUAAUUGUCUCAAUUGGAGCCUUACUUUCAUUAGAUUUAAAGCUAUCAUGUUUGAUAAACAACAUCGCUGUAUUCAUCUGUUCAUUGGUCAUCGCUGGUAUCGUCAUGGUUGCCUUAUCUGAUAUGGAUCCAGAAAACUGGACAGCUGGACCAGGAUUCUUUCCAAAUGGAGUCAAUGGGAUAUUUUCGGCUGCCUCAUUAUGCUUCUUUGCAUUCCAUGGAUAUGAUAUCAUCAGUUCCAUUGCAGGGGAAACUCAACAUCGUAUUCGCAUUGUGCCUGUUGGUAUAAGUUUAGCUUUCCUUUUGGGAUUAGUUGCUUGUUUUUCAUCUUCAGUUGCAAUUACUUUGCUCAUUCCGUACUCAUUGAUGGACGAUAAUGCACCAAUCAUCCAAACAUUCACUUUACGUGGCUAUGAUGCAAUGAAAUAUCUCGUCAUUCUGGGUGCAACAAGUGGCCUUUGUGCAUCAAUUAUUGCCACCCUUUUGGGUCUCAGUCGACUUUUAUUUACAAUGUCCUCUGAUGGCCUGUUACCAAGUUCACUGUCCAAAUACGAUUCAAACAAGGGAACAACAAGCAUUGCCACCAUUUGCGCCCUACUUUUAUCAUCCUCUGUUGCCUUAACAGUUCAAAGUUCAACAUUAUUUUUGUGGCUUGGAUUCGGUUCCCUUUUAUCUUACAUGUUUGUCUCAAUAGCAAUAUUAUCCCUUCGCUAUGGACUCCCUGACCAGCUUCCUAUUGAAGCAAGUGAACUUGUUCAAAGUGAUUCAAGCUUCGAUUCAAUAUCCCAAUCAACCCCAGAGUUGACCUCACCAGCAUCAUAUCAACCAGACCUAACAUGUCAAGUUUGUUUAAAAGCGCACCAAUCUCAACCUGAAAACUACAUUUGCACACCAGCUCAAGCAGGGCAACCUUUAACAUCAACCAAUUUUGAAGCUUUCAAUUCAUUCGUCAACAAUAACUAUUCACCACCCACAGUGACACGGAACGUUAAACCUCUUAGAUUAAAAGCCCUUCAAGGAUCAUUUACAAACUCAAAUUGUUUGUUACCCCAUUCAUUUAGUGAUUGUUUACUGACUCAACGCACUUUUAAUUGUGAUACAAAUAAGUGUAAACUGUGCAUGGGUCGACCUUGUCUCAAGCCAAACCGGACAUUUAUCAAAGGAGCCAACAUGUAUGGAACCAUGGAUAAACCCAAACCAAUGACGGUCGACUUUUUGCACAACUCCAAGUUCAUCAGCUCCAUACCCAAGCUAGAGUCAGGCCUCCAGCUUGACGUUUACAGUGACAGUCUGGACAAGUUACCAACUGAGAAAAGUUCAACCAAAGUUUCCCUUCUUUUAUCGUUAACCAUGGGAUUAAUGUUAUUGAUGGGAACUUUAACCGUUCACAUAACUAAAUAUUUACCCGAUGGAGCUGAUUGGUGGAUUGAAUUAAUUGUUAGCGGAUUAUUUACUCUCAUUGUAAUCCUGGUAAUUCUCAUUGUUCGUCAACCCAAACACCGGUCAACCUCACGAAACAGCAUUCCCUGUGUACCUUUAUUACCAAUAUGUGCCAUUUGGAUGGAUAUUCAUUUGAUCAUUUGUCUUCCGAGUUCCUCUUGGAUUGCAUUCUUAAUCUGGUCACUCAUAGAAAUGAAGUUGUUAAAUCUAAAUUGCUGUGAAAUAUGGAUAUUUUGUUUAUUAGUUGAACUUGUAUCAUCUUUGAAAGUUGAUUAUGGCCAAGAUGAAGUGAGGAUUAAAGAAGGUGAAUCGACCAUCAUCAACUUUACUCUUACAGACAAGAUCCAUCAAACCAUUGCCGAUGGACAUCUUUAUUAUCAAUUAAAAAUUUCAUCACCUCGUGUUGCUGAUAUCGGAGGAGAUGGUAAUUCCAAAUUGUUGCGACUAGAUAAAGCUUUUCUUCAUCCAGAUAAAAAUGGAAUGUUCAAUUUUUCUGGUUCUGUUGACAUUAUGGGUAAACUAUUAGGUCACACUAAUCUAUUUUUAGAAUAUGUUAACCCAAACGAAACUCACCACAUCAAUGGACAGUCAAGCGCGCUACGGGAUAAUCCUCCGUGCGCUUAUAAAGAAGAGCUGUUGCCUGCAUCUGCAGACUUACUAAUUGCUGGCAAUGGACAUAAAGAGGGUGAAAAGAGUACCAAUCGAUUAACCAUUUUGGUUUCACUUAAACAUAGUCGCUUGGAAAAGAUAUUUACCCUUUCAGUGGUCUCGUUGGUUUUGCUAAAUUUCAUCAACAUGGGAUGUGCUAUAGAUUUGUUUGUUAUCAAAAGUGUACUUAAAAAACCGAUUGCUCCUUUGAUUGGGCUGAUAUCACAAUAUGUUGUUAUGCCUUUGACAUCAUAUUGUGUCGGAUAUUUUCUAUUGAAUGGCGAUGCGUAUUACUAUUGGUUUGGCUUAUUUGCUUUCGGAAUUUCGCCAGGAGGAAAUGCAUCCAACAUGUGGACUCUUUUACUUGGUGGCAAUCUCAAUCUCAGUUUAACCAUGACUUUCAUUAGCACCUUUUGCGCCUUAUUUAUGAUUCCUUUAUGGCUAUUCACAUUAGGUGCUCGCAUUCAAGGUCCAAGUACUUUCACUGUCCCAUAUAUUCGUAUUUUCGAAUCAUUGUUGGCAAUGGCCUUCUUCUUAGGAAUUGGUCUCCUUUUCCAAAAAUAUUUGCCCAAAGUGUCCAGAGUCUGUAAACGCAUCUUGGCUCCUGUAUCAACUGUGAUGAUUAUAUUUAUCGUUGUCUUUAGUACCUACGUUUAUUGGUCAAUGGUGAAGUUGUUAACCUGGAAAAUGUUAUUAUCAGCUGGUCUCAAUGUGUGGCUCGGUUUCUUAAUUGGUCUUGUGUUUUCGAUUGCAUUUAGCUUUGAAAGAGCAGAUCAGAUAGCCAUUGCAAUUGAAACCGGUAUUCAAAAUACAGGAAUAUCAAUUAUGCUCAUCCGUCUAGCCUUGCAACCACCAGAAAGUGAUUUAGCCACUCUUUUGCCAGUUGCAGCUUCCAUCAUGACUCCAAUCCCAUUGAUGAUCCUAUUUGUCUUUAAGAAGUUAUGUGAUGUUUGUUCCUCUUCACAAAAAACGGUUGUUUAUAGUUCACCUGAAGAUAGUAUUUCCCACCACAAGCAUUUACGCACACCCCAAUCAGUUAAUGGUCUAAUGUCGAUAAAGAGUUUCUCAUAAUUUUCUGUUCCUACCAAUCUCUCUACUUACCUACUCAUCAUUAUCAAUUUUAGAGCAAUAGUGAAUGUCUCCUGAGUCGAAAUGAGAAGAAAACGUUAGUUAAUUUAAACUCCAAAAAAUCAAUAUUGAAUAGUCAUUUGAAACACUCAAUCAUUCAACGAAUCAAUGAACCUUUUGUCCCAUUGAAUCUUAGUACGAAUGAAUAAUACGAAAAUAUUUAAACCAAAAUUUGCUACUGUCUGGAUCUAGUCUAAACUCAAAGGAGCUAUUGAAAGUCUGAUUCCGUCAACAUCCCAAAAUCAAAAAAAGUGCAAUCAUCUUUUAGUUGUCCAAUCAUUUUCUGUUUGCUCCAAAUUUAUACGAUAACCAAAAUUUUUGUUAAAAUUACAAAGCAAAAUUAAUUUUUUUAAAUUAGUUAUUUAAUGUACAUUGUAUUUUAAAGGUUAAUUAUUGUUGAAAAAUUAUCAAUCUAUAAUAUCUAUAAUAAUAAAUUGAAUCCAAAGCAUUUCAAAACCAAACC
Tetranychus urticae (two-spotted spider mite) is the source of this 4545-nucleotide messenger RNA. The record is from RefSeq and is a predicted model, not a curated record. NCBI's taxonomy places the organism in Eukaryota, Metazoa, Arthropoda, Arachnida, Trombidiformes, Tetranychidae.